AUUGGCUGGAAGAAAUUACCGAGAUUUCCUGAACGAGAUCGACAAUGUCCACGAGACCAUAAGGUUCUCACACCCCAAGAUGCAGAGUCCUUCCUUCAUCGUGCAAGCCGAGGACAGACAGGGCUGCAUUCUCAUCUACCGUUCCAUGCGUACCGGAUUUACCUACUACGUCAUUGGGCAGUUGAUGCAGUGCGCCAAAAUGUUUUUCAAUGUGGAUGUGGAGAUUAAAGUUCUGGAGGAAAUCAUCACAGAGAAGGGAUGUCACGUGACUUUCAGACUAAAUUUUGACAACAUUGGAUACACGGCCCCUGGAGAGCCACGAAGCCGGGGAACCCAGCUGGCAGCUUAUCCAGAUGUGAAAAGUUCGACUUUUUUCAAGAUAUUUCCCUUCUGUCUGGUGUUUAACUCCAAGAUGAAGAUCAUUGGGUGUGGCGGAAACCUGGCCAGUCUUUUGCGGUCCCAGGAACUGCUGGGUUCAGAUGUCAAGGACAUGUUUUGUCUGCGACGCCCUCUAGUGGAUUUUACAUGGACAAAUACAAUGUGCCUGCAGAAAGUGAUCUUUGAAAUCGAGUGGAUCAAAGAUAACGCUUGCAGUGCUAAAGAUGCGGUCACUACUAAUUUUAAAGCCUGCAGGUUUGGCGAGGAGAGAGCCACCAACACAAAGAGGCUGCUGCUGCGUGGACAGAUGAAGUACAUUCAAGACUGGGACGCCAUGGCCUUCCUCUGCACUCCUCUCCUAGGGAACUUGGACGACAUGCUGAAGGCUGGUCUGUACCUGCACGACCUCAACAUGUUCGACAGCAGCCGGGACCUGGUUCUGGCCGGCCAGCAGUGCGCAUCGGACCUGGAGUACACUAUGGAGAAGCAAAUCGCCUGGUCGAAGCAGAUCGAGGAUACCCUGCAGAAACUGGACAUUGCCCGGCAACAGAGCGAUAAUCUCAUUAACUCUAUGCUGACCAAAAGUGUUGCUGACCGCCUCAAGAGAGGCGAUGACGCGGUGGAUACUUGUGAGGCUUUCGCCGAAGUGACUAUCUUGUUCAGCUAUUUGGUGAGAUUUGCCGACAUCUGCACAGAAGGUUCGCCCAUGCAAGUUGUCCAGUGUAUUCAGAACGUCACCGAAGUCUAUGACAAACUCGUGGAGAAGUAUAAACUGUUUAAGGUUGAGACGCUCGGUGACGGAGUCUACAUGGUGGCCGGAGGCGUGCCCGAUAAAUGUAGUGACCACGCCGAGAAGAUGGCCGGCCUUGCUUUGGAGAUGGUGGAGAACGCGAGGCACGUGAAAAACCCGAUCACCGGAGUCGGGAUGCAAGUCAGGAUUGGUAUGCAUACAGGAGGAGUGGUGGCAGGAAUUGUCGGAAAGAGGACGCCCCAGUAUUGCCUGUUUGGCGAUACCGUGAACACAGCAGCCAGAAUGCAGACAAACAGCGAGCCAGGAAGAAUCCACCUGACCCAGCCCUGUCGUGACUGCCUGAAAGAGACAGGCUACGUUACUGUCUACAGAGGAAAGAUCCAUGUCAAGGGUAAAGGAGAGAUGAGAACUUACUGGCUGGCAGGCAGACAAGGAGAGCAGUCCACUAAAGAUAUGUGCAAACUUCUCAGACAAGAGCAUUUCAAAAAGAAACAAAGGAAAGCAGAGAACCCGUUUGAUUUCCACUCCAUCCACAACUCCACCUCUACAUCCAGUUUUAUCACCAUCAGCGACUUAAGCGAUGAGGAGGAACAAGAACUGGAGCAGACACUACAGUCCGUGAUUGGGGAGGCAUAG
Molecule: messenger RNA, 1765 nt
Organism: Candidula unifasciata
Lineage: Eukaryota; Metazoa; Mollusca; Gastropoda; Stylommatophora; Geomitridae
Source: the annotation of a GenBank genome assembly